Messenger RNA from Empidonax traillii (willow flycatcher), 2315 nucleotides. RefSeq names its product phosphoinositide-3-kinase interacting protein 1 (gene PIK3IP1). NCBI's taxonomy places the organism in Eukaryota, Metazoa, Chordata, Aves, Passeriformes, Tyrannidae. Gene Ontology annotation, molecular function: signaling receptor binding; endopeptidase activity. Bases 110 to 901 code for a protein of 263 amino acids. The record is from RefSeq and is a predicted model, not a curated record. The transcript has 6 exons.
GGCGGCGGCUGCGGGCGGGGGGGGGAAGCGCAGCCCGGCGCUUGUUUACCGGGGAGCGCCGGGGCAGGGCUCGCCGAGCUGCGCGGCCGGGCUGGCGGCGGCUCCGAGGAUGCUGCCCGGGGCUCCGCGGCGGGCGCUGGGCGCUGUGCUGCUGCUGGGCUCGCUGCUGCUGCUGCCGCUGCCGCCGGCCGCCCGCGGCGCCGAGGAGUGCCUCCGCGGCAACGGCGCGUCCUACCGCGGCAGCCGCCGAGUGGCCUCCGGCGGCGCCCCGUGCCUCAACUGGCUGAGCGUGCGGAGCCCAUCGCUGCCGGCAGCAAUCAGCGAGGACCACAACAGCUGCAGGAACCCGGACGGCGCCGCCGCGCCCUGGUGCUUCGUCCGAAACGCUGCCGGAGACCCCGAGCGGCGACCCUGCGACAUCGCCCCGUGCUCAGAUGCUACAGCUGCCACAGCCCCAGUCCCUACAGCAGAGGUUGGUGCUUCUCAGGAGGAUGAGCAGGUGUUUGAGCCAGCUGAUACCUUGCCCUCCCGGAGCGAGGCAGCCGCAGUGCAGCCCGUCAUUGGGAUCAGUCAGAGAGUGCAGAUGAACUCCAAAGAAAAGAAGGACUUAGGGAUGCUAGGGUAUGUGCUGGGGCUGAUCAUGAUGGUGAUAAUCAUUGCCAUUGGAGCUGGCAUUGUCCUGGGAUACAUCUAUAAGAGGGGGAAAGACCUGAAGGAGAAGCACGAGCAGAAGGUUUACGAGCGGGAAAUGCAGCGCAUCACGCUGCCGCUGUCCGCCUUCAGCAACCCUGCGUGCGAGCUGGUGGAGGAGAACACCAUCGAGGUGCACACCACCCAGACCCCCCUGGAGGACACGGGCAGCGGCCCCCUCAUGGGGCAGGCGGGGACUCCUGGGGCCUGAGCAGCUCAGGCAGGCGAUAAAGGCUGAGCAAAGCCUCCAGCUUCCCACUGUGAGUGCAGGGGGUGCGUGUGUUCGUUUCCGUUUUGUUUUCUUUUCGAUGAACGCCGGCUGAGGGUGAUGCAGAGGAACAGAGCAAUGGGCUAUUCAUCACCAUCUGUUGGAGGGGCACCGUUCAGUGCGUGACCGGCUGGGAACUGGUGUGGUGGACCCUGCUGCUUCCUCCCACCUAUCUCCGUGGUGUGCCAAGGAGCUGGGGGGGAUGAUGGGCCAGGCUCACGACUGGCCACAGAUCCCAUAGCCCAGAGCGUGGUCUUGGCUUCCUCUGUUUCUGUUCCUUUCCUAUUUAAUGGUGUGCACUGUUUAAGUUUCAGCCUGGAACCCCAGGAGGGAGCAGUACUGCAGGGACUGAGGGGAGCUUCACAUCAGACUUAGCUACAUAAUUACACUCUGAUUAUAGUUCCUGCCUUUUGCUUUAGUAGCUGAGAGCUGGAAGCACUGUCCAGAAUUCUGCUACUGGAUCAGUUUUAUUUUCCAAGGAAGAGUUUAUUUGAGGGAUGUCUUUGGCCAGGAGCAGUGUGUUUAGCCCCAGUGUCAGUUUGGAAAAGCUCUCCUCAAGCUCUUGACAAAUCCAGGUCUUCCAGGGCUGAGGCCACGUCUCCAUUCCCCUGUGGUGGUACAUGCACAGCCCCAGUUGUAGGUGUGGGUGUGGUCUGUGUGUGCCUCCUGCUCACUUACACAGAUAGGAGACCAGGGGCCAGCAGAAGAUACUUGUGGAGUGAAGAAACUGCCCUUCAGUUAUUAGAGCAGGUAAACACUGAGGAAUAGAUAUCCUCUCUGGAAUUCCCUUGGCCUCCUACAGAGCCAGUGCUGGACAGAGUGGCCAAGCUGUGGAGGUCACCCAGCUCACAGUGCAGCAGCUCUGGCUCCAAGGGCAGGACAGGGCAGUUGUUUGGGAAGAUCCUGAAGUCAUGGCGUGGCUCCCGGCCCAGCCUCUGCCACACACACUCAGCUUGUGCAGCAAGACUACUUACUUACAGAGCCUGGCCCUAUUCGAGAGGUUCUGUAAUGACUAUUAUUAGCAUUUCAGGGGGUUUGGAAGGGAUGGUUGCUACAGUGUCUCCCAAGUGGCACCAAGGCAAGGCCAGUUCAGGGAAACACCCGUCCCCACCUCAGGGGAUUCAAGCCAUUCAAGUUAAGUUUUCUAGCCAUCUGCUUUAUAGCUGUGGGCCUAACAGGGAGCAGCACUUGGCAGCAGGGGUUUUAGUGUUAAUGUUUGAUUCUGAAAAGGGAAAUGUUUUAUUUUUAAAUGCCUUUGAAUACCAUUUCUUUGUAAAAUGUUUUAAAUACCUCAUUAUGAGAAGGUGCAGACUGUGCUACCUUGUAUUAAAGCUUAAAAGAAAAAAUGCUCUGUAGA